Balearica regulorum gibbericeps (East African grey crowned-crane) is the source of this 406-nucleotide messenger RNA. The record is from RefSeq and is a predicted model, not a curated record. NCBI's taxonomy places the organism in Eukaryota, Metazoa, Chordata, Aves, Gruiformes, Gruidae.
AUGUUUAUGCUCUCUGUGCAGACCACUGGGCUUGUAGGAUUGGCUGUAGCUGAAAACCCUCAUGAGCGCUUGCGAAUACUGUACACAAAAAUCCUUGGUGUCCUGCAAAACUUUCCCAAAGAUGCAGCAUAUAGGAAAUACACUGAGCAGAUUGUAAAUCAGCGGUUUAAUUUGGUGCAAACGGAGACUGAUGUGCAAAAACUACAGGACAAACUGAAUAGCGGUCACAUAGAAGAAGUCAUUGUACAGGCUGAAAAUGAGCUUUCCCUGGCAAGAAAAAUGCUACAGUGGAAACCAUGGGAGCCUCUAAUUGAAGAACCUCCUUCUGACCAGUGGAGAUGGCCAGUCUAAUUUUCAAAAUGGUGUAACCUCUUGAAAAUAAUAAAAAAAAGAAGUUAAUUAUUAA